UAAAUACCCUGUGGAUGAAAGGUUCACUUCAGUCUACAUUAUGAACAGACAAGAAAUGGAUAUCACUUUGCAAACUGAAGAAUAGCUGCUGCUUCUUCAACAGAUAAUGGGGAUCCAAAUAAAAAUCAUAAACUGAAAUGACUAGUAGCAGCUAAUAAUGGAGACUGGAGAAAAUAAGGAAAUGGAGACAAAGACUGAAGACGCACUGGAGCCGUCGUCUGAGUGUACAUGUCAAGGAGAAGAACAUCAACUAUUUCUACAGUUGGAGCCUGAGGCCCUUGACAUCACAGACAUUGAGAGUCAACACAGCGACCAACAGGAUGACAAGACAACCAAGACUGAUGAAGAGAAGACAGAAAUCACAACAAUUUCUUCUAAUUUCCCGCAAAGCAACAUUGAAAACGAAAGUGAUGAUUUGGUGGAUCGUUGUGAGGAAAGUUUAACCCCCACUUGCACAAUUCCUUCGGCUCAUCAAGAUCAAGAUACCAUGGUUCACCUGGAUCACUUUACUGACCCCCACAUUUUAAUCAACAUGGAUAAUGUUGGCACAAUGAGCAAAAAAUCUUUGGAGCCUGAGGCCCUUGACAUCACAGACAUUGAGAGUCAACACAGUGACCAACAGGAUGACAAGACAACCAAGACUGAUGAAGAAAAGACAGAAAUCACAACGUCUUCUAAUUUCGCACAAAGCAUGACACCUGUUCUGACAAUUGCAUUGAUUGGUGGCACUGAUUCUAUGGAGAUUGAAUCUGGAAAUCUCCUUCUUGGUCAAGAUGAUCUACCAGCAGCAGAACUCUCACAGAUAGCACCCAGGAUGUAUGAUUUGUCCGGUCGUUGUGUCUCUGUCAUCAACAUGCUGGGCUUGCAGAGUUCUGAACUUACCCAGGAGAAUCACAUAGGUCCACUUGUGCAUAAGCAGGGUAUCAAUGCUGUCCUCUUACUUCUACCAUUGGGUCAGCAUAUUGAUGAAUUCAAAAUGGGAGUGGGGUGGCUGGAAAGAAUGCUUGGAGAGCGAGCCCUUGCCUUUACAAUAAUCGUCUUUACCCACAAGAAUGACCAAGACUUUGGGUUGGGUGAUCUAAAGGACAACAAUGAUCUGAUGGAUCUCAUAGAAAUGUGUGGAAAUAGGUAUCUCACCUGCAAAAAGAGUAUGAAUGAUCCAAUCGAGAUUUCAACAUUACUUGAACAGAUAGACCUCAUGGUGUCUGAAAAUGAUCUAUGCUGCUACACAGGAGAAAUGUAUGAUGAAGAGAUCAGGAAACGGCAACUGAAAACAGAUUGGGGUGACCGAUCACAAAGCGAGGAGAAAACUGCAUCAGUUCCAGAUAACUUGCCUGAAGAUGGUCUUGCAAACAAAGAAAAGGGAGAAGAAAAGAUACUUGAGGAAAUCAACGGGAGUUUAAUUGAAAAAAACAUCCCAGAAAAUAUACAACUAGCAAAAGUAGAAGAGCUCAUGUGUAGACUUCACCUUCAAGAUAAAUAUCAAGAUAAGUUGACAACUGCAGACUUCCUGAACAUUGGCUCUUCUGCUCAACAUCAACACGAACCCCAAACAGAGAACAAACUUGCUCAUACUUUCCUACAAAGGUUGUUGAUGCUGGACUACAGAGCCAGGUACAUUCCUGUAAGAGAUGAGAAUAGUGAGAUGCAUGACACAAAUGACAACAGAAAUGAUCAUGCAGAAACAGAAGAAAGUGCCUUUGAUGCCCUUUUCAACAAGAACACAGUCUCUGGUGAUAUAAAGAGAAACACGCAUGUUCACCCAAUGGACGUCCAGAUGGCAGUGUUUCACUGUUCAGACAGUUUCCUUCAGCAGUUCAUGGUCACAAAGCUGUCCUUGUGUCAGUAUGCCUUGCCUUUGCUUGUGCCAAAUCCCUUCACCGAAGAGAUUGAAUGUCCUUUGUGGACAUUUCGACAAAUCAGAAAAACCUGGAAGUCCACUAAUGACUCUAAUAUGCUCACCAGCCAAAGUAUGCCUAUUUACAAGGCAGAAACACCAAUGGUGUCAUUCUUUAGGCUUGGUUCUGUGUCCUCAUCAAAAUCUCAGCUGAUGAACAACUUGAUCAACCAACGUCACAGCACAUUCUUCCACAGACACUGUCCAGGAAGCAGUAAAACCUGCCUCCUAAUGGAUGGGGUGGUAGAGAUUGCAUGGUAUUGUCCUGCUGGGAAGCCCAAUGAUAUUUUCACUGACUGUGUUGCAUUCUGUAAUCUCCAUGGUGACGCAAUUGCGAAAGAAGUUCAGCGUGACAGACUGAUUGAAAAAGCCUCAGUCAAUGUUAUCCUUUUACCAAGUCUUGGAAAAGGCGACAAAAGUAUGGCAAUCGUGCAGGAGCUGUUCAAGUCUUCUAAACCUCUGAUAUGUCUGCUCACUGAAGAGGAUUCUGUUGCAACUGAAAUUAAAAAGGGAAAGUACAAAAUGGGUUUGAGAGACAGAAAUCAGUCAGAUGUGUCUGAGGAACUAAAAAGGAUCAUUAGAAAUAAUUUGUCAAGACCAUGUUGCUCCUUCAAACUUGAGGACAUGGCAGAGUACUCAGGGUUUAGGGUAGAUGAGGAUGAUGAAGAUUGCCAAGUAGGGAAGACUAAUGCUCUGCAGAUAACGGAUCUGCUUAAGGAAAUGGAACUGUCCAAGAUCAAAGAAAAAUUUCUUCCAUGUCAAGGAAGGCUGUGGCAUGAUUGGUGUCAAAAAAAUAAAGACCUUUAUCGUCUCCAAGGGAAUCUAGAGAUGGAAAGAAGUAAAAUACAACAUGAAAUGAUGCAAAUUCGACACUAUCAACAUCAAGUUGCCUUUACUGAACUCAUGCAGAUGUUUAUCACAAGUCUACGAUCUCUGGGAGAAAAAGAAAAAUCAUAUUUCCUCAAGUGGGUAGGGAUACUACUGGAUGACCUGUCCUCGGAUGAGCUCUCAGACCUUCAUCACAAAUAUGAUGAAAAGUGGUCUGAGGUCCUGGCUUUGAGAAAGAAGCAUGAUAAAUCAGAGCAACUGAAAAUGAGACAAAUGGAGCUGGAAAAAAUAUCAGGAAAGCUGCAAGCAGCAACAUUCGGAUUUGAACACAUCCUAAGGGAAAUGGGACAGAUCUAUGAAGCCCAUGCAUCUGUGGCCAGGGAAAGCAAAGGAGAAAGUAAGGUGACCGUGUCUUACCUUCCAGAGCUUGCGGCAGAACUUAUGAUAUCGGGACACCCAAUGGAACUAAUGGAUGGUGACGCAGCUCAUGUGCCACUGAUGUGGAUUAAUGGGGUUUUAGAUGAAGUUAUCAAGAAACUAGGAGAUCAGAGAGUCUUUGUUUUGUCCAUUUUGGGAAUCCAGAGCACUGGAAAAUCUACAAUGCUGAAUGCCAUGUUUGGACUGCAAUUCGCAGUAAGUGCUGGAAGGUGUACCAGAGGUGCUUUCAUGCAGCUGGUGAAAGUGACCGAGGAGAUGAAAGAUGACUUUAGGUUUGACUAUGUUCUUGUUGUUGACACUGAGGGACUUCGAGCUUUAGAGUUGGCAGGAAAGGCAACAGUGAACCAUGACAAUGAACUUGCAACUUUUGUCAUUGGCCUUGGAAACAUGACCUUGAUCAACAUAUUUGGAGAGAAUCCUGCUGAGAUGCAGGACAUCAUUCAGAUAGCUGUUCAGGCCUUCAUGAGGAUGAAAAAAAUUAAUCUGUCUCCAAGUUGUGUGUUUGUGCACCAGAAUGUUGGAGACAUCAUGGCUGGAGAGAAGAACAUGGAGGGAAAGAGGCGCUUACAGGACAAACUAGACGAGAUGACCCAGUUAGCUGCCAAAGAAGAGGACAGUAAUGCAGAGUGUUUCAGCGAUGUCAUUGCAUUUGACAUACAAAGAGAUGUGAAAUACUUUUCCCAGCUGUGGGAGGGCAGCCCACCCAUGGCCCCACCAAACCCAUGCUACAGUGAGAAUGUCCAGGAGCUAAGGAAAACAAUCCUCUCUAAAACAUCAAAGUCUUUUGGCAUGACAUUAUCACAGUUCAAAAGCAGUAUCCAAGACCUUUGGAAUGCCCUGCUGAAUGAAAACUUUGUGUUCAGCUUCAAAAACACACUGGAAAUUGCAGUUUACAGAAAACUUGAGAUUCAGUAUGGAAAAUGGAUCUGGACUCUCAGGAGUGCCAUGCUAAGCAUUGAAAAUCAACUGCACAAUCGAAUCGAAAAUGGAAAACUUCACAGGGUUGAGAGACAUUACCUUGUUGAAGAAAUGAGAAAGACUCGUGAAGAAGUGGACAAAUCAAUGGAAAAGUACUUUGAUGAACACAGAGAUAAAGAAAUGUUGAUUCAGUGGCGAGGGAGAUUUCAAACCAAAAUGUGUGAGCUUUAUGAUGAACUUGUGAAGGGAGCAAAAAGAAAGUUAGAGGAGGUUAUUCAGCAGAGGGAUGCGCGCAAAAAGCUGGAUGACAAGAAGACACAGUAUGAAAACAAGCUCUUCCGAAAGAGCAAAGAACUUGCCUCAAAACUGAAGGACAAGGCAAAGGAUGAAAAACAACUUGAGAAUGAAUUCAAUACUCUUUGGGGAGUGUGGGUUGCUGAGUUGACAAAAGAUGCACCUCCCAUUAAGGACAUAAACAUAUCGGAUGAUGUGACUUAUAUCCUUGGAGAGAUCGGUAAUGAAUCGUCUCUUGUAUAUGAUCGGAAAAGUUGCGGAAUGUACAAUGAGAUGUGUACCUUGGGGAGUUAUUCGACCUAUGCAAUUGUAUCCAAGCACCAAGAUCUUUUUAACGACGAUCAGCACUCAAAAGAUGCUCAAAGGAAGCCAAACAAUGACCAAUUGCAGAAAAAUAAUGUGUGGGGUGCUUUUAAGAGUUUUUGGGGGUUUAAGUCUCCAGAGAACAAGACAAUUGACCACAUUGGUCCAAGCAACAUUCUAACAUACACAGAUCAGGAAUUGAUAAGAGCAUUCACCAAUGAUGUUGUCAAACAAAGCCAGAAGAUAAUCGAGACAAAGCCCAUAGAAAAGAUGGGAUACAAUGACAGUUACAUGCAAGAAAUAGCAACUCAUGUCAAAGAAAGCGUGAAGGAAUUUGAAUCGAAGAUAAGAAAAUAUUCAUUCAAGAAGGAAUUUACGAUUGAUCUUUCACUUCAUGUGUGUGAGCUUGCAGGAAGUAAGUUAGCAGAUUCCCAUAGCAAAUUCAGAAGCAACAAUGAUGCCCUUACUUACCUGGAGCAGAAGAGGCCACAGUACAACAAGAUUUUCAAGAGAUACUGCAAAGGGUCCUCAACUGCAGCUGUGCUUGGGGAGUUAAUUUGCAACACACUGAAAGAAUCGAUUGUACAGGCGGUCUAUGACCAGACGGCCAUUGACUUGGCUGGAGAAAUGCAAUUAAGUCACCCUCCAUUCAGUGGAAACAGGUCUAACAUGGAGAAACACAUCCUGAUAUCACUGGCGGAGAAGGAGAACUUUGACAAGUUCAUGACCUACAUUCACAACCCAAGGAAACACUUUGAGAAAUUUAUUAGAGAGGUUGCAGAGAAAUAUAUGCUCACAGAAAGGUCCAAAGUCCUUGCCUUGAUUGAAGGGAACAUAAAAGUUAAAGAGCAGCGUGUGAGCCACGCAGUACAUACAGCAACAAAGACGGUCAAAAACAAGAAUGGAGACACCAACAUGUGGCUUAGAGAGUUUUCCAGUGCUCUAAAAGAUGAGCUGAAAUUUGCUGAAAAGCAUUUCAGUGAUUUCUGUGACAUAACUGACUUUGACUUCCUCAAAAAAGAGGUAAGGGAAGGUCUUGCCAACAGAAUCAUGGAGAUCAACAGAAGCCUCAGCAAUGUGUCACUCCUGCACAUGAAGCAGUUCAGGGAGAGGCCAGAUGAGAUUCUGAUCAAACACUUUUGUGAUUGUUGCUGGGUACAGUGUCCCUUCUGUAAAGCCAUCUGCACAAACACCAUGGAGGGGCACCAACCGAAGGAUCACAAUGUCCCUUUUCAUCGCCCUAUUGGAAUCAAUGGAUGCCACUUCAGAGACACAGUAGAAUUUAGCAUUGAUUUUUGCACAACUUCAGUAACAAGUAAUGGCCGGUUUUACCCAUCCCAUGAAUCAGAGGAUAAAUAUCUUUGGAAAGAAUACAGAAAAGCUGGCCCAAGAUUUGUUGAUUGGAGCAUCACACCAGACCUCUCUGAACUUCCGUACUGGAAGUGGUUUGUUUGUCGAUUUCAAAAAGACCUGGAAAGGUUUUAUGACAAAAAAUUCCAGGGCAGAGGUGAAAUUCCAAUUGAAUGGAGGAAGUUCACAAAACAGCAAGCUAUUGAAAGCUUGAAGAAAAUCUAAGGGGAGCUCAAAUAGUAAAAACAUACAGACAUGAUGGCACAAACAAGAUGGCACAGCUGAGUAGAAUAAUAAAAGCGGUGCUUUAUUGUACAUUGCUCAAGGGCACAUUGUCAAGAGGUUUUUUCAGUUUCUGACUAUGUUCAUGUUUACAAUGUCAACAUAGUCCUAACCCAUUGAUCUAACUAAAUCACCCCUCAUAUUUUGUGGUCUAGUAGAUUUUGAAAGAAGUAAGUUUGAGGUCUCCUUUGAUACGAAUGUAGGUAAUGACGUCUAGGCCCUCACGAUUGGGGAACUGGAUCUCCUGUCCAUCAGUCAUCUCCACUUCAAACAUGUCACCCGUCAGCUUCAGCACAAUCUUGAGAGGGAGAAACCACAUUUGUUUACAUCAUUAGUGUUGUAGCACGUUCACCCUUACACCCACAUGGCCAAUUGCAACGAACAAGCUGGAGUAAGCACUGUGCAGUGUAUUAGCGCCAGUUUCCUUAAAACGAUACUAGCAGGAGAUUACAUGGACAUAGGCCCUAAUUGUUUCUGUUAUAUUGAACACCUGAAACACUAUGCCCAAGAUUCUCAAUUUUUAUUGCCAGGACCAAACCCCCCUCCCUCCAUAUCUUCAACCUCCAUUUUCACACCUUGAAUGUGGAGUGGAUUGUGGAUCUCCCUCUUCUCAUCUCCCCAGCAGCCGGCAAUCUUUGAGUUGCACAUGAGCACAGUACCAUCAGUGUCAUCAUUGAAGCGUGGGUUAAAGUGCAGUGCCAGGUGGUCUUCAUCACAGCCCAGGUCGAUCUGAAACCUGGAUAUGGGAAAUAGAAAAUCACAUCAUUCCAGAAACCCUAAUACAUGUCUGUCUAACAUUAAUUGAUUUCACACAUACAGUAUACCAAAACAAAAAAACAUUCUCUGGUCCGUCUUCUCUUCUUUUGAGAAAUAAUUUGUGAAACUGGUAGUAUAUUUAUUUUUUAUGCAUAAAUUAAUCUUAUGGGUCCCUCUGUGUGAUAUAAACACAAAAAACUGUUAAAUGCAGCUCCCGAGUGGCACAGUGGUCUAAGACACUGCAUCUCAGUGCAAGAGGCGUCACUGCAUCACGUCCGGCUGUGAUUGGGAGUCCCAUAGGGCGGCGCACAAUUGGGCUGGGUUUGGCUGGGGUAGGCCAUCAUUGUAAAUAAGAUUAUUAUUAUUAUUUUUUAAAUGUACCUCUCAGCCGCAUCCAUAUUCCUCCCCUGUACUUUGAACUGGUCUCCAGCUCUCAGCUCCACAUGCUUCAGCUCAAGUUCCUAUGAAGAACCAUAUAAUUAAAUUGAGUGCUUUUGAACAUAAGGUAAAAGGGAUUUUGUAUUUUAAUAUGUCAUGACUUUUAAUAAUCAUUGGAAUCACUAUGUACAGUGCAUGUGUCGGGUUCACCUUGGGGUCAUGAUAGGGGCUGUACCAAAUGUUUGAUGUAUUAUAAUAAUUGAUUAUGCGUAUGUUGUAUUUAUAGAAGGUGGGGUUAUAAGACACCUCCCUCCUUACAUUUAUAGGGUCCUAUACUAUAGAUUAAUAAUAUAUAUAUUCAUUAUAAUGUUUAAUAUUGUUUCACAGUCUUUUCUAAGUCUCUGCCUCUUAUAAAGAAACGGCCUGAGAGAUUUGUGACUGUGAGACAGAACUCUGCAGGGGAGUGAAAGAGAUAAGAGACUAGUCAGACAUUCCACUAUAAAUCAACUUGGGGAGCGGACAUUUACUGCUGAGCCUUUAGAUAACACUGAAACUCUUGUUUGUAUAGUUGUGUAGGCAUGGGUUUGGUCUCAUGAGUAGAAGGUGAUGACGUAGGCAGUGACAUCACUAAGAUAUAUGACUGCAGGCAUAAUAAAACAACUCGGACCCUUUUCUAUUUUGCAGAACUUACUCGGAAACAUGCAUGCUAUGUUCCUGUUGUCAACUUCUGUCUGCAAUUGCAUUAAUAAAGGUUUUUGAUUGAUUUAAUUGAA
Salvelinus fontinalis (brook trout) is the source of this 8217-nucleotide messenger RNA. RefSeq names its product interferon-induced very large GTPase 1-like. Gene Ontology annotation, molecular function: GTP binding. The transcript is spliced from 9 exons. The record is from RefSeq and is a predicted model, not a curated record. The coding region runs from base 158 to 6253 and encodes 2031 amino acids. Lineage: Eukaryota; Metazoa; Chordata; Actinopteri; Salmoniformes; Salmonidae.